Molecule: messenger RNA, 2963 nt
Organism: Nestor notabilis (Kea)
Lineage: Eukaryota; Metazoa; Chordata; Aves; Psittaciformes; Psittacidae
Gene: STK31
Product: serine/threonine kinase 31
Exons: 23
Coding region: 1-2934 (977 amino acids)
Biological process (GO): protein phosphorylation
Molecular function (GO): protein kinase activity; ATP binding
Source: RefSeq, a predicted model, not a curated record
AUGGACGGAGACAAGGAGCACGACAAAGUUGAAGAUGUUGUGGGCAGCCACGUUGAAGAUGCUGUAACAUUUUGGGCACAGAAUGUCAGUAGAUGUAAUGACCUCUUGAAAUUAAGUUGUGAGCUGGCAGAAGCUUGUCCCCAGGCUAAUGCAGUUUUUGGCAAACCUGAUUUUAAUAAGAUUUAUGGUGGCUGUUUUUCUGAAGAUAGAUGUUGGUACAGGUGUAUGGUACAGCAAGUGAUCAACGAGGAAAAGUGUCAGGUAUUGUACAUAGACUAUGGAAAUUCUGAGGUUCUGAAUAGAUCAGACAUAGUGGAAAUUCCACUGGACUUGCAGUGUCCGAGCAUUGCCAAGAAGUACAGACUCCAGGGACUGCAGAUACCAGCUGAUCAGAAUGUAAGCAUGUUUGACGAGGGGAAGAAGUUCCUGAGCAGCCUAGUUUUUGAAAAAGAAAUAAAAAUACGUCACAAGGCCAAGCUCGAACAUGGUGCCAUCAUUGCCCAGGCAGAAUAUGAAAAGAUAGAUAUUGGAGAAGAGGUGGCCAAGGCAGGGUUUGCUGAAAGAUGCACAUCUCCAGGAUACACUAAAGAGGCAGAAGAGAAAAAAGCAGAUGUCAUGCAAAUACAAAAUCGGAAGAUAAAGAUUUCCAUUCCGCUGUGGUUGAGCAGGUCUGAUCACACGAUGCACAGCUCCCCAAGAGGGCGCGUUGAGCAAGGACCUGCCGGCGCCAGGAAUUGGAAUUUUCCUGGAAACCGGAUGUUUGCCCCAAAGGAAAAGGUGCAAGGUUUCACCUCAGUGCCAGACACCAACUUGGCACAUGUAAGACCAGAUCAGAAGCUGCCCGAAGAGAAAGAAGUUCUGAGAAGGGAGAACCUAGAGCUCUUGCAGAGGCAGAAGGAACUAGAGCUGAAGGUUCAACAGCUGAAAUGUGAGCUUCAGAAAGAAAAGGAACUAUCCAGGAAAACUGCUGAAAGUUUUGAGAAGACCCUGCAUACUUAUAUAGGAACAAAAAUGGGAAGUUUGGCUGCUAAGAUGAAAGCAUUGAAAGAAGUUAGGCAUGCAAAUAAGACCAGUCAUUUUGGGGAGCAGCUCUCUGAAGCCAUAAAAGUGGUUACAGAAGGAUGUCUCACUGUUCCAUGUUCCUUGGAAGAGCUGAAGAAGAUUUGGAGAGAGUAUGACUUGGCUCAAGAGAGGAUUCGGUUAUGCACAAAUGUGGAUGAAGGGGAUGUAUUGAUUAGCAAGAGAGAUGAGGUGCAGCAGAACUUGUAUUCAGCAGUGAAAGAAUUAAUUUUGGAAGUGGAUCAGCUGCCCCUCUCUGAGCGCUCAAGAACGUUACAGAAACUGGCUGCUUCUCUGGAGAUGUGUGGUCAAGGUUCUGAAGCAGAUGACGCUGAGGAAGUAUUUCAAGAGUUCUUUAAAUGGAAGAGUAUUAAAACAGAGAAAUUAAUUUGUGUCAGAAAUGAUACAGACACAGCUCUGCGAGUUCUUGCUGACUGGUUCAGCGGCGUCUUAAAGUGUUUUGACCUGAUGUCAGAAGCAUCUUCAGAGCUAGAGGAAGCGGUUGGCAAUGCAGAUGAAAUUCUCAAAAAGGUUGAGUUGGCUAUUUGUGAAGAACUGGAUGCUGACUUAAAUGAGCACGAUGAAGCAGAGAAGAGAAUCAUUAUGAGUGCUUACAAUAAAGUUAUAUAUAAAGUUUGUCAAGAGCAAAGUAUGAUCUCUGUCAUAGAGAACAGGUACUUGGACAGUGUUGAGUUCAAAAAACAGGCAGAGGAAUGGCUGAAUAGAAGACCCAAUAUUAACAACUUACUGUCAAUUAAGAAAAAUGUGAAAGCUUUUAAGGCCCAGUUAAGGUGGAAGCUGGUUGAAAAGAACAACUUUGAGGAAUCUGGUGAUUACAGUGAGUGUGAAAUGACAAGAAUAAAAGAGGAAAUUGCUGAUGUGCGAAAUAGGGUUCUUCAGGAAAUAGCCAAGGAACAAGAAGAAUAUGAGAAGCUUACAUGUUUGGUACAGAAAUGGUUCCCUGAGUUACCACUUCUUUAUCCAGAAGCAGGAAUUCUAAACUAUAUGAACUCCAGCGGACUCCUGACAUGCAGCCUGGAGCGAGAUCUUUUGGAUGCUGAGCCCAUGAAGGCGCUGAGCACAAAGCGACCAUUAGUGUGUUCAGAAAUCUGGGGCCAGAAGGUUCUUUUAAAGGGCUACUCCGUAGAUGUAAGCUCAGAAGCCAAAGUCAUAGAAAAUGUUGCCAAGUAUCACAGAGCUUGGAAUCAACAGAAAGAGAGAUCUGGAUUAUUACAACUGUUGUUCCUUCUUUUCUGCAAGUCUGAUCCUUUAGUAUAUUUAAUGGUCCCAUACUACCCAGGAGCAAGUCUGGGAGCUUUACAGGCUGAUACACCUUUAACUUUAGAAGAGUCAUUAAAAGUGAUGAAAGGAGUGGCCAAAGGUCUACACACAUUGCAUGGAGCUAAUAUAGUACAUGGAUCUCUGAAUGGAAAUAAUGUUUUUGCUGUGGAUCGAAAACAAGGAAUCGUUGGAGACUUUGAUUUCACAAAAUCAGAGGAACAGCGUGCUGCUGCAAACACUAUGGUUGUCAGUACCUUGAGCUUAAUUUCUCCUGAACUGAAAAUGGGACAACCAGCUUCUCCAGCCUCUGACAUGUAUGCUUAUGGCUGCCUUCUGUUCUGGCUCUGCGUUCAAAACCAGGAGUUUGGGAUAAAAGAAGAUGGAACACCUGAGUUGGAAGUGGUUUUCAUGGAUGAUAAAGUUAAAUCUCUGCUCCUGAAUUUGCUCUGCUGUAACAGACUGACAGCUGAGCAGGUGCUGAGGGAUGAUUGCUUCCUUGUAGUUGAUGAGAUUGCAGUUUCACCACAAGCAGGUGAAGAGCAUGAGCCACAUGAAGAGCAUGAUUCUGAGAAGACAAAUAAAAAAAAGAAGUGAUUAACUGAGGAGAGUGGAGCAAACCCUAC